UAGGUUUUGGAUUGGGACAUUGGAUUAAGGCCCGAAAAUUAAAUUGGAAUUUCACUGUAAAAAUUAACGUGGCCUCUACAUGACACGUGUCAGAAAUUUGCUUUCGCUAAAACAGAAAGGAAAACACUAGCAGAUUGAUUCACGUGGAGGAAUAUAGCGGUUGUUAAAUUAAACUGCCACGUUGGCGUUACCUGAUGGAUAGAUAAUGUAGCUUAUCUUCUUCACUUCCCCAUUCCCAAGAGGCCGCUGUAUCACCACCAAAGCUCAAUUUUCAGUCUCAGGCUUCAAAAUUCAACAGUUUUACAAUGCUUCUCAACGCCGUCUGAUCAGUUUGCUUUUACUUUCGCUUUAUAAAUGGACGGUCUAGCUUGCUUCACCGCUACCACAGCAACUGCUUAUUCCUUCUCUGUCAACAAGUUUUUGCUGUUUCCUUCCGUAUCAGUAUCAAGAGUACGAGUGAGAAGAAGGGCGAAAAGGGUUUCUGCGCAGAAAGAAGAGCCAAAGCUUGACGAAUGGGACCAAAUGGAGGUCAAGUUUGGCCGCUUGCUUGGUGAAGACCCCAAACUCACCCAUGCCAAGAUAAUGGGUAGAAAGGCAAAUCCCGAAGCAUCUUAUAUUGAAAUUGAGAAAGCAUUUUAUAAGAACAAGGGUAAAAUAGUGGAAGUAGAGGAGGUUCCUUUUGAUGUUGAAAAGAAAUCACCCACCACAUCUUUUGAUGGUUUAAAUUUAGUUCGUCCUGUUCCGAAGAAGGGAGUCAAGUUUAAAGCUGAUGAUAAGCCGGCUGUAUCUAAGAUUAGGAGUCCAACUCUGUCAGAUGAGAAGGCUAUUGAUAGUCCAAAAGAGAGGAGGCUUCCAAAUGUUAUCUUGAGAAAGCCAACUGUGGUUAAUGAAGAUGAUGUGGAAGAUAGGCCGUCCAGGUUUAGGAUGAAAUCAAAUUUGUCCCUCAAAAUGAGGAAUGAAACGGCAAAGGAACAUUAUAGUGAUAUGACUUUGUUGAGAAAGCCUGAAUUGAUGAGUGUUGAUAGUGUUGAUACAAGCCUUAAUAAAAAACAAGUUAUUGAUGAUAGUGUUGGGCCAAAGAAAGAGAAAGAAGUGGUGGAUAGAAGUGGUGAUUUUACGCUAUUAAAAAAGCCUGAACUGGUAAGUGUGAACAUAAAGAUUGGAGAAGAAGAAGAGCAAUUUGAAGAUUUAGAAGUUGAGGGAGAAAGGUUGGAAGCAAAGCUGGAAGCUAACAUGCUGGCUAAUACAACAGAGAGUUGUAUUGAAGAAUCAUUAGAAGCAGGGCAUAGCUCAAUCCCUAAGAAACCUGAGAUAGAGGAUGCCUCCAUAAUUGGAAUGCAGCCAGUUGAGCUAAGUAAUGGGGUGUCUACUGUGGAAUCUGGCUUUAAUCUCUCUAUGGAAGCUGCACUACAAGGGAGGCCAAAAAGAUUAGAACAAUCUGUGAAAGAAACAUCAAACUCCAAUAGAGCAGAAACUGGUCCCAUCGGUCCUGAAGAUUAUGGUGGUCUGCCUUCUGUAUCACCUCAGGAGGAUAGUGAUUGGACCAGGGUAGAAGAUCUGUGUAAGACUGGAAGAAGGGCAGAAGUGGAGUUAAUAAGCUCUAGCACGAGAGGUUUUGUUGUAUCUUUUGGUUCUUUGAUUGGAUUUUUGCCUUACCGCAACCUAGCUGUUAAUUGGAAGUUCUUAGCUUUUGAAUCAUGGUUGAGACAGAAGGGCUUAGACCCAUCUGUUUAUAAGCAGAAUUUAGGAGUCAUUGGAAGUGCUGGUAUGAUGAGCAAGAACUCUUCUCUGGAUCCAAACUCAGAGUCAGAAAAUAACCAACAUUUUGAGGGAAAUCUUUCACCAGAUAUGAAAUUGGAAGAUUUGUUGAGUAUUUAUGAUCGAGAGAAGCUUAAAUUCUUGUCCUUAUUUGUUGGUCAGACAGUCAAAGUGAAUGUGGUAAUGGCUGACAGAAAGUUUAGAAAACUUAUAGUUUCUCUGAGGCCAAAAGAAAAGGAAGAGUUAGUAGAGAAAAAGAGAAAUGUUAUGGCCAAACUUCGUGUAGGGGAUGUUGUAAAAUGCUGCAUCAAGAAAAUCACUUAUUUUGGUAUAUUUGUGGAGGUUGAAGGUGUACCUGCUCUGAUUCACCAAACUGAAGUAUCAUGGGAUGCCACCUUGGAUCCUGCAUCAUAUUUCAAAACCGGUCAGAUAGUCGAGGCAAAAGUUCACCAAUUGGAUUUUACACUUGAGCGUAUAUUUUUAUCAUUGAAGGAGAUAACGCCAGAUCCACUGAUUGAGGCCUUGGAGUCUGUGGUUGGUGAUCAUGAUAACUUAGAUGGAAGAUUACAAGAAGCACAAGCAGACGCUGAGUGGCCUGAUGUAGAAUCACUUAUCAAAGAAUUGCAACAGAUUGAAGGUGUUCAAUUAGUUUCAAAGGGCCGGUUUUUCUUGAGUCCUGGUUUAGCUCCAACAUUCCAGGUCUAUAUGGCAUCCACGUUUGAGAAUCAAUAUAAGUUACUUGCUCGAUCUGGAAACAAAGUGCAAGAGGUCAUUGUUCAAGCAUCAUUGGAUAAGGAAGAAAUGAAAUCUACAAUUCUAUCAUGCACAAAUAGAGUGGCACUUUCGGCAGGAGGAUAAGAGAGAGAACAGAAAGCGAGGGGAGCCGGGGUGGAGGAUUGCUUGAAUUUUCUUGUUCAUCCCUUAAAAUGGCAAGUAUCAUUAUCGGCACAUUCUUUCGUGCUGCAACAGAAAACAUAAGCAAUGUAUCUUCUUUUCAAAAAAUUUAUGUUCUUUACAUCAGAGUUCAACUUACAUAAACAUUGGAUUAAUGUCCGAUAGAAUAGCACUGUAAACAGCUACCUGUAAUGUUAUGUAAUUUUAUGGCUUUUG
Molecule: messenger RNA, 2868 nt
Organism: Durio zibethinus
Lineage: Eukaryota; Viridiplantae; Streptophyta; Magnoliopsida; Malvales; Malvaceae
Molecular function (GO): nucleic acid binding
Source: RefSeq, a predicted model, not a curated record